AUGGCGGACCAACCUCCUCCAAGACGCAUAUUGGGGGACUCAUCAAAUACAGUGGGUCCUUUGCACUUCAACAGUAUAGCCAUACCAGCAGAUAAUGGAACAAACAUGGUGAUGAACCUUGCACUCAUCCAGUUAGUACAGAGCAAUCAAUUUCACGGGUUGUCAAAUGAAAAUCCCUAUAAUCAUUUGACUGUCUUUGGUGAAAUUUGCAAUACUGUCAAGAUAAACGGAGUGUCGGAUGACAGGGUCAGACUCAACUUGUUUCCUUGCUCUCUUGGAGGAAACGCUAAAGAUUGGUUGCAUUCAUUCCCAGAAGGCCUCUUGAGGAAGACACCAGUCCAUGGGUUUGACAAGACCUCAUACUUACUUGCUUUGCUUGGAGGCCUACGCACUCAGUCAAAGAUGAUGUUAGAUGCUUUAGCUAGAGGCAGUAUAAACAGAAAGACCGAAGAUGAGGCUUAUGAAUUGAUUGAAGACAUGGCUAUAAAUGAAGUGAUGCAAAGUGAAAGGGGCGUACAGAAAGGAGGACUUUUGCAGCUCCUUGCUGAUGAUGCUAUGGUUGCUCAAAAUCAUCUCCUUACUCAAAAAUUGGAUAAGUUAACAAAAGUCCUUUCUGAACUUCCAAGGGGAAUAAGGAAUAUCUCUCAGACUCAACAACUUUGCGAUCUAUGCAGUGGUGACCAUAUCAACGGUCAAUGUGCUUUCACUGAAGAAAUGCAAGGUAACACCAACAAAGGCAAUUCUAGCCAAGGUUGGAAGAACCACCCCAGUAUUGGACAAAAUCAGAAUACCUCUUCUGGGCAAGGAGGAAACUUCCGGCAGCAACAACCAUCACCUUUAUGGCAGCAGAUGAGCAGCUUGACAAAGACGGUCAGAGAACUAAAUGACCGAUUUGAUAAAUUCUUGAAAGUCUAUGAGUCUCAACAAGCUAGUGACCAAGCCAGCUUCAGAGCAUUGGAGACACAGAUUGGGUAG
Molecule: messenger RNA, 975 nt
Organism: Vigna radiata var. radiata (mung bean)
Lineage: Eukaryota; Viridiplantae; Streptophyta; Magnoliopsida; Fabales; Fabaceae
Exons: 3
Coding region: 1-975 (324 amino acids)
Source: RefSeq, a predicted model, not a curated record